AUGUUCAUAGCAAGCUACUUCGAUCGGAGGGACAGGCUGCACGAGAAGAAGGAGCGCAAAGUCGACAGCGAGGAAGGGAAAAGGAGCCAAAUAGAAAAGGUUUUACAUAAUGCCCUACAUUCAUAUAAGGGAGAAAAGGCAACAAUUCAGAAAAGGGACGAACAGGAGGAAAUAAAAAAAAUCCUGUCAGAAUUCCUAAAGAGGAAGUUAAAGAAGACAAAAAGGAGGAAUACCACUAAGGGGUUUUCCCAAUAUUAUUACCAAAAUGGUGGCAGCUACCGCCCAGCCGAAGCGAGUUUAAAUUGUGUUGGAGACGAUUCUCCUGAUGAACUCUCAAGUGAUAGCGAAAUAGAGCCCACGAUAAAGGAGAACAAAAAUUUAAAACAUUGCGCGGAAAAAAUAACCCUACUAAGUAGCUUCUUAAAGCAUGACAAGCUAAGAGGUAUGGACAUACAGGAGGUCUACAGAACAAUCGACACGUACAUCGGUGAAAGUCAACUUAAAAUUGAUCAGAUAAACGAAAAAUUAGAAACGGAUGCGGAGACAGAAUUACGGAUUGGGAGGGAGAAUCUCUCCAAGUUGUGCUCCAUCAAAAAGGAGUUGGCAAAAAAUAAAAUCUUACAGACAGCAACGGAAGGAAGCUCUAAUGCCAUUGAACAUAUGAUAAGCGAAAUGAAAAUAAUACAAAAAUUGGCCAAGCAAAAGGAGUACAUUGUGAUCUUAAAAAAUAGCUUAACCAAACUUGAUUAUGCAAAGAAAUGUGCUGUCAGCAGAAAUUAUGAUGAAACGUUGAGCAUCAUUUUGGACAUUACUAGGAAGUUUCACUCAUUUAAAAAAAAUGGAAAGGAACAAAUUGCCAAGGGGAUUCAAUUUUUUCUCCCCAUAUUAACAGAAUAUUACAUGAGUAGAGCCCAGUUCUUACUCUCUAGCAUUUCUUGGGGUAAUAACAUUUCCAGCGUUCUGACCAACUCGCUGGAGCAGCUCCUAAACGAUGUUGCUGACGGUGAUGAUGAGUACUCGUUUAGGGCCGAUCAGGAGUUCCCCUUCACCGCGGAGGAACAACCGUCGGAAAAUGGAAAGCCCAAAGAGUAUCCCCCAGAAGAGAAUAACAGCAAUACCGCUUCGGGUAAUUACCCCAGUGGGGACAAAGCCUCAUCGCUCCAGGAAAAAAUUAAAAGUGCCGUCAUCUUCGACAGCACGUACAUUUCGCUUCUCCAAAAGGAAAGCCACGAAUUUGUACACACACUGAUUAGCUGGAAUUUGAUGGAAAAAAUAGACGACUAUUUGAAGGGCGAAAAGAGCAGGGGAGAUCAUUUUUCGCAUCAUCGCUGUGACUGCCCCAUGAAGUUUAUCGAUCAAAUGGCUAGCUGCAUAAUCACAUUUUUUAGGUCCUUCUUCCAAAAUGAGAAGAGCCCCCUUUUUAAAAUCGACAAACCGGAGUGGGGACUAAAAUACCUGCUUUACCAGUGCGUGAUUAGCAACAAAAUAUUGAAGACGUUCCUCAGGUUCUUCCUCGAGGGGGACCUGAACGGCAGCGUGGUGCUGGGCCAGGCAUUGCACGAUGUGUUCGUGCGCAGGGGGGAGUGUAUCAAUGAAGGGAACUUCAAGAAGAGCGACGAACAUACCGAUGUGCAUUAUGGAAGCCGCUUUAGUGGAGACCCGCCAACGGCGCAGGGGCGAAGCCCCCCAGAGGGUGUCCCCCCCCCAUCAGGAGGCGCCUACUUCACCACUGAAGAUAAUCAGCAAGAUGAAGACAAGGUAGACGCAAAACGCCUUUACAAAAAAUACAGCAUGAUGAGCAACGAACAGAAGGAGCGCAUCCUCUACGAUGUAACCCACUGCGAACAAGUGAUAAGGAAGCUAAAUUUUAAGAUAAUCACCGAGUGUAGGCUGUACAUACUGAGCAGAUGCGCCUACUUCAUCCAGCUCUACCAUGUGGAAGAAAAUAAGAGUGAAAUAAAAAAGGCGUUUUUAAAUUUCAUACACCAUGUUCUCAUGCUGUAUAAGAAGUGGAUGCUGUAUGAUGGGGUCAACUGCAGGCAUUUGUUGGACGACUUUCUAAACAACACCUUUGUGCGUGUUUUAGAUGUGGAAGGGUUCGCGCCCGAGGGGGAAAAGAAGGAGAGCAGCAGCGGCGGCAGCCACGACGCAGAUGUGGGCAUAGCUACAAGCGCAGCUACUGCUGAAGCUACUAGUGCAGCUGCUAGUGCACCUACCAAUGCAGCCACCCCCGCAGGUGCGCACCAAUCGAACCAGCGCAGCAUACAGGAACUGCUCAAAGCGAGGACGGAGGGGCCCGGCGAGGUGAAGGGCGUCCACAUGAGAAACUUCUUCCUACUCGUCGAAAAGGAAUUCCUCGUUGAUAUUUUGAAAGACAUGGCCGCCAACAACUGUUGCGUGCAGUUGAAGAACAAAAUAAUUCUGGAGGAGGCCGACUGCGUCAGCGAGUAUGUCCACAUUUUCACGGAGUUGCUGAAGAGGGUUACGAGGAGGAUGGCUCUGUUUCACCACGCCGAGGGGGGGGCAGGCACCCACCAGGGAAGCAGCGCCCACGAGGGAAGAAGCACCCACCAGGGAAGCAACCCUCCCCGGCGAGACCGCUUCCUAGAGGAGUACCUCCACCAGGUGGUGAAGGAGCUACUUCUCAUCGUCAAGGACGAAUUUAGACACCACUGGAACAGCAUAAGCGAUUUGAUAGGCGAAUGCAGCAACACGUGUCUGCUCUACGUGUCCUUCUGCUCGAUAAAUAAGUUCCUCACCAAUUACCAGUACAAGAACUAUUUAAAAGAAACCAUUUCGAGCUUCCAUCAACUGGAAAAAAAAAUGAUGAGUAACUUCCUAGACGCAUUUUACCAUUUCAUUUCUAUUAGAAUGUAUAAUUUAUUUUCGACGAAUAAUAUUUUUCAUGAGUACAUCCUGACCAACCUGUUUAAGAUGAAAAAAUGCCUCCCAGAUGACCUCUUCCAAAAUUUGUGUAGCAAAAUAUUGCAGAAAUUAGACUCCAAAAUUUUAACCUUCCUGAUGAACCAGAGUAGCACAUAUCUACACAACGAAUGUACAUUCAAUACGUUUAUUAGUAACGCUUCGCUCAUUCUACAUCAUUUGGAUGACCUUCAUAUGAAGGGAGAGGGUGGUGAUACAUACCCCAUGCCGCGUUUAAAAGAAAUCAUCAACCUGAUGACAGACGAUGUGGACAUUUUGAAGAGAAGAAUUCAGCAACUUAAAAGUAACUACGCUUUGUUGCUAAAUGAUCAGAAUAAAAAUUGGCUAGUUCAGGUGACCAAAAUUACCAAUGCGCUUUUGCGAGAUGAUGAUGAAGAGGAUUCCAGUGAUGAGUACUCUCCCUUUCGUGCCCAUCAUGGGAAGGACGGGGCAAAUAAGGCCUGCCAAAUUUCGCUCAAAAAAAUCAAAGCGCUCCUUUUGAGGCGGCCGGACAUCAGGCAGGUCGCGCAGAAGUCCAUCGUCAUCCAGGAGUUCAUCCAGGUGUAG
Messenger RNA from Plasmodium vivax (malaria parasite P. vivax), 3489 nucleotides. RefSeq lists its product as hypothetical. The record is from RefSeq and is a predicted model, not a curated record. The transcript has a single exon. Lineage: Eukaryota; Apicomplexa; Aconoidasida; Haemosporida; Plasmodiidae. The coding region runs from base 1 to 3489 and encodes 1162 amino acids.